UAUGUGCUUCAAUGCCUACAUUAUAAGAAGAUUAUGAUUUCGGCAGCUUACUGAAUAACAAGUUUUUGCAUUAAGAGACUCUGAAGCACGAACGGUUAACGAGACGUAGAGGAGUGAGAGACAAGUGAUUAACAAGAAAACCGAACGCUCGAGUUCAGGGUGCACAUGCUGAAGAGACGAGGAUCGGUGCAUGUGGAGAUACACGCGUCACUAUGAGGCCGUGGCUGAACAAAUCACUUAGCUUUGGAAUCCUAGGGCUAUUUCUGAUAGCCCUUGGUAUUUCCUUCUGUUUCUUAUGGCCGACAGUUUUUCAUCAAAUUCUUCAAAAAGAAUUGGCUCUCUCGCCGACCUCCAGAAGCUUUGAGAUGUGGAAGGACACCAGCAACCUUCCGCCUAUGUUUAUGAAAAUUUAUUUCUUUAACUGGACCAAUCCGGAGGAAUUGAAUAUAAAGAAACCGCAUUUCAAUCAGGUUGGACCUUAUUAUUUCAAGGAAGUAAGGCAAAAGAGUGAUAUCAAGUUUAAUCAUGAGAACAAAACUGUCAGCUAUGUGCAACGACGAAUAUGGUAUUUCGAUGAGGAGCGGAGCAAUGGAAGUCUUAGCGACGUUAUUACUAAUUUGGACGCCGUCACUGUGUCAGGAGUGCAUAAAAUUAGAUUCUGGGAAGUCGACUGGCAAAAGUCGCUGUCUUUCCUCUUAAGUAGCACCAACCGACGAUAUUAUAUUAGUAAAACAGUGGACGAAUUGCUGUUUACAGGCUACUCUGACAAUUUGCUCACUAUGGGCAAAAUGAUGCCUAUAGACGACGUUCCGGCAUUUGACCGUUUCGGCUGGUUCUAUACGAGAAAUAAUAGCGACAUGGAUGGGCACUUAAAUAUGGAAACAGGCGAGGAUGAUAUAAGCCAGUUGGGAAUCCUAAGAAAAUGGAAUUACAGGGAUACGACGAAAUUUUUCAAGAGCCCGUGUAACGUUAUUGAAGGCAGCGCCGGUGGAUUUUGGCCGCCCUAUAGGACGAAAAAUCAAAUUAGUUUGUUCAGCGUAGAAAUAUGUCGUACAAUAACCUACGAAUACGAAGGAACAGUUUCUCAUUUUGGCAUCGAGGGUUAUCGAUACACCAUUGAUAAGAAGACUCUUGGAAAUGAUACAAGACGACGUUAUCCUCACGAGCAAGCGAAAUAUUUUGAGCGGACCACAACGACAGAAGACUUUUUUGCAGCUGAGCAUCUGUCCGAGAUGGGAAUCACUACGACCACCGAAAGUGUUGCUGACGAUUCUUCAUCCGAGAAAAAUACGAAUGAAUACUCAGACGAUGAUCCGGAUGUUAUCAAUAUGGGUAAUUGCUAUUGCGAUGGCGAAUGCACGCCGUCAGGUCUAAUGAAUGUGACCGCGUGCCGUUUCGGUGCGCCAGCCUUCAUCAGUCUACCUCAUUUUUACAAGGGUGAUUCCAUGCUUCUUGAUCAAGUCGGAGGAUUACAUCCUAAUGAUAAGGAUCAUAGCUUCACCGUCACUCUCGAACCCAUGACAGGAAUUCCUCUAGAAGUAAUAGCUAGAUUUCAAAUUAAUCUUCUUCUGCAACCAUCAGAAACUGUGACGGUCUUCAACAAUGUUCCCAAGAUCUAUAUGCCGAUGUUUUGGUUCGAGUUGAAAGUAAAAAUCUCCGAGGAUAUGGCUUCUGAUUUAAGGAAAUUACUAGCACUUCCAACUGUGAUGCUAAGUAUCGGUAUAGCUAUGAUAGCCAUCGGAUUAGGUUUAAUUGCUACCACAGUAUUCUUGUAUUUCAAGAACAAAAGACGUGUACCCACAACGGAUGUCACGGAAAAGGCAGUAGAUGAAUCCUCUGACAAGAAAACGGAAAUGGUGUAUAUGGAUAAAACAAGUAGCAAUAAUGAAGACCCUAACGUCAGAGGCGAUCGUCGUCUGUAUGCGAAACUCUACUGAAUGUUUUUCUGCAGGAAGAAUUUGAAAUUUUCCAAAACAUUGUAUGGAAAUGUGCGAUUGCGGAGCGAUUUUGACACAUAAAAAGGCUGCUAUAGGAUAUUUACAAAAUAAAUUUUUAUUAUGUGCCUCAGCUCCACAACAAUUGGCGCAAAAUAUGUCCUAAAAUAUGUGUAUAUAUAUCUUACACUAGUAGAAUGUAAGAAAUAUAUACAUGGACAGAAUGUUUUAUAAGUGCACAUAUGCAUAAUCGUGGGUAAAUUUAUAUCAAGUUUUUUUAUA
Messenger RNA from Cyphomyrmex costatus, 2216 nucleotides. Its product is annotated as protein croquemort. The coding region runs from base 213 to 1937 and encodes 574 amino acids. NCBI's taxonomy places the organism in Eukaryota, Metazoa, Arthropoda, Insecta, Hymenoptera, Formicidae. Gene Ontology annotation, molecular function: scavenger receptor activity. Gene Ontology annotation, cellular component: membrane; cytoplasm. The record is from RefSeq and is a predicted model, not a curated record. The transcript has 10 exons.